AUGAAAAAAUAAUAAUAAUCUAAAUCUCUUUCUAGUCGCAAACCCUAAGAUAAUGCUAAGUCGGUUAAGAAACAGGAGAAACUUACUAAAAUAUAAGAGGCCUUUAAUUUCAAUAAAGCAUCCAAAUACAUUUUUUAAUCUGGAUUUUAAGAGAGAGCUUGGUUAAUUAAAAGAGGUUAUCAAGAUAGGAUUGAUUUUAAGGACUAGGAGAUUGCUGAAUUGAGAAAAUAUUUUUCAUCCUUAGAUGGAGACGGAUCAGGUGCUAUCGGAAUAGAAGAAUUAGAGGACCCAUUAAUUGCUUUAGGCUUAGUUAAUUCUAGGGAGGAAGUUGAAAAAAUUAUGAGUGAGGUCGAUGAGGAUGGAACCAAUGAAAUUGAAUUUAAAGAAUUUCUAACUAUAAUGAGAGGAGUUUAGAAAGGUGGAAAUGUGGACUAAGGAGAAAAAAAUCCAAUUUAUGAUUUUUUUAAAAAAAUGAGUAAUGGCCAAUUAGAGAAAGGCAUGGAUAAGCAUAUUCCGUUUAAGUUAAAUGUCAGUUUAUUUAGAAGAAAAUAAAUAUUAAAUGCAAUAACUGGUGAUUAAAAAGAGUUAAAAGAUAAGGGAUAAAAAAUAUUAUAAGCAUAUAAAAGAUAGUUAUUGAAUUAUAAACAAUAAGAUAGAAUCAAUAGAGGAGAAGAUCCAAAUGAUAUCUCCUUAGAUUAGUUUCCAAACAAAGAUAAUGGUCCUAAUCCAAGAAAUGGAUUUCCUAAGCUAUAAAGAGUCAUUUAACAAGAAUAAACUAUAGGACAUAAUCAUAAACACUAUGAUAAAUGAGAUCAAUUCAAUUAAAUCAUAAAUUUAGUAUGCUUUUC
This is a messenger RNA of Paramecium tetraurelia, 848 nucleotides long. RefSeq lists its product as uncharacterized. The transcript has 5 exons. The record is from RefSeq and is a predicted model, not a curated record. NCBI's taxonomy places the organism in Eukaryota, Ciliophora, Oligohymenophorea, Peniculida, Parameciidae. Gene Ontology annotation, molecular function: calcium ion binding.